This is a messenger RNA of Cricetulus griseus (Chinese hamster), 1091 nucleotides long. Lineage: Eukaryota; Metazoa; Chordata; Mammalia; Rodentia; Cricetidae. The record is from RefSeq and is a predicted model, not a curated record.
AUGGUCUACAUACUGGGGGCCAUGGAGUCUCAGGUUGGGGGGGGGCCGGCCGGCCCGGCCCUGCCCAACGGGCCACUCCUUGGGACAAAUGGAGCCACUGACGACAGCAAGACCAACCUCAUCGUCAACUACCUACCCCAGAACAUGACACAGGACGAGUUCAAGAGUCUCUUCGGCAGCAUUGGAGACAUUGAGUCCUGCAAGUUGGUUCGGGAUAAGAUCACAGGGCAGAGCUUGGGCUAUGGGUUUGUGAACUAUUCUGACCCCAAUGAUGCAGAUAAAGCCAUCAACACCCUCAACGGCCUCAAAUUGCAGACAAAGACCAUCAAGGUUUCCUAUGCACGACCCAGUUCUGCCUCUAUCCGGGAUGCUAACCUGUAUGUCAGCGGCCUCCCCAAGACCAUGAGCCAGAAGGAGAUGGAACAACUCUUCUCCCAGUAUGGCCGCAUCAUCACCUCCAGAAUCCUGCUGGACCAGGCCACAGGUGUCUCUCGGGGUGUGGGGUUCAUCCGCUUUGACAAGAGGAUCGAGGCAGAGGAGGCCAUCAAGGGACUGAAUGGACAGAAACCACUGGGCGCCGCUGAGCCAAUCACGGUCAAAUUCGCAAACAACCCAAGUCAGAAGACAGGACAGGCCCUGCUCACCCACCUGUACCAGUCCUCUGCCCGGCGCUACGCCGGGCCCCUCCAUCAUCAGACUCAGCGUUUCCGGCUGGACAAUUUGCUCAACAUGGCCUACGGAGUCAAAAGGUUCUCCCCAAUCGCCAUCGAUGGCAUGAGUGGCCUGGCAGGUGUGGGCUUGUCCGGAGGUGCUGCAGGCGCUGGCUGGUGCAUCUUCGUGUACAACCUGUCCCCGGAAGCCGAUGAGAGCGUGCUAUGGCAGCUUUUCGGACCCUUUGGGGCAGUCACCAAUGUCAAGGUCAUCCGAGAUUUCACCACCAACAAGUGCAAGGGCUUCGGCUUCGUCACCAUGACCAACUACGACGAGGCAGCCAUGGCCAUCGCCAGCCUCAACGGCUAUCGCCUGGGUGAGCGCGUGCUGCAGGUGUCCUUCAAGACCAGCAAGCAGCACAAGGCUUGAGCAUUCACCGC